Molecule: messenger RNA, 3599 nt
Organism: Anopheles funestus (African malaria mosquito)
Lineage: Eukaryota; Metazoa; Arthropoda; Insecta; Diptera; Culicidae
Gene: smid
Product: nuclear valosin-containing protein-like
Exons: 7
Coding region: 207-3317 (1036 amino acids)
Biological process (GO): ribosome biogenesis
Cellular component (GO): nucleus
Molecular function (GO): ATP binding; RNA binding; ATP hydrolysis activity
Source: RefSeq, a predicted model, not a curated record
GCUGGAUUGAAGCUUUUUAUUGCAGUUUUAAUUUGCAAUAUAAAUUUGACAGCAGAUUUGCGGCUGUCAAAAUCGAAUCCAACAUGGUGUCGUUUGAAUGCAAUCAAAAGAGAAUUUUGCACUGUUUGUAGUGGAGGGAAAGCGGAAGCGUCUGCCAAAGCGCGAAAUCACGAAGUGGAAACCGGUGUAUUAAAUACAGUACAAAGAUGAGUAAAAAAUCUUCUCUAUUUCCGCACGAUCCUAUGAUAUUGCCGCGUGUGAAGCAGUAUCUUGAGGAAAAUGUGCAUCAAACGUACGUGGACACGGGUGUAAUGGCACGAGAGCUGCAACAGCGCUAUCGUGAAUACCAUCGCCGCAAACAAAAUCCAUUCCGAUUGCUGGUGGAACAAGCGUACCGUAAAGUUCUGCAAAGCUACGGUCUCGAUAGUAACGCGUCCUCAGAGGUAGAAGAGGACGCCGCCUCAGAUGUGGAGCUGAUGGAUGAGGGUACGGAGAGAAAUCAAAUGAGCAACACGCUUACCAAUAUGUACAUGAACAAUCGAAACCGUGCCGCACCCUCACAGUCGGUACCGCCGGAUCAAUCCGGUACUGGAGCGGAUGGUGUUGCCAUCGACAUAAGCAGCGAUGAGGAAGAUGCAGAGGCAGCAGAUCCUGCCGAAGCUGCAGCUGGAGGUGAAUCAAACUACGUUCAAAAAUUCGUAGCGAGUAACAAACACGUAACAGUGACCAAGCUAACCCGGGUCAACAAAGCCCGCGAAGAGGAAUCAAGCAACGGUAGCGUUGAAAGCGGUGUAAAUGCAUCCGAAAAAAGUCAACCCGAAACCAAGCGUCGCCGACUGGAAAUGGCGAAUCCGCACGGGCCGGUACAAAAUUACACAAACGGACAAAUGAAUCGUACACCGAAACCAAAUGAGUCGAGCAAAUUAAGUAGGGCGGAUCAAACAACUCACGCUAUCGGUGGUACACCGGCAACAGCAGCUUCCGGUCAACGUACGAGAAAGUUUCGGAAAGAAAUCGUUUCUCGCAUGGUUGACAUUACCUUUGAAGAUGUCGGUGGAAUGGAUCAGGUAUUAAAACAUCUUUGCGAGCUUUUGCUGCAUGUGAAACAUCCGGAAAUAUAUCGAUACAUUGGAUUACCACCUCCGCGAGGCUUUCUGCUGCACGGUCCACCAGGUUCGGGGAAAACCCUUCUCGCUAGGGCUAUUGCAGGGCAAUUACACAUAUGUUUGAUCGAAAUACCAGCCACGGAGCUUGUAGCGGGUGUGUCCGGUGAGUCGGAAGAAAGAAUACGGGAUGUAUUUGAACAGGCAGCCGCACUAGCACCGUGCGUACUAUUCAUCGAUGAAAUUGAUGCCAUUUCGUCGAAUCGCAUCAACGCACAGAAGGACAUGGAACGGCGCAUUGUUGCCCAGCUGCUGAGCAGCUUAGACGCGCUCGGGUCGCAGGAUGGUGGCGAAGGUGUAAUCGUCAUCGGUGCAACCAACCGGGCCGAUGCUCUCGAUCCGGCCCUGCGACGUAUUGGACGUUUCGAUCAAGAGAUUUCACUCGGCAUUCCGGACCGAACGGCUCGCACACAGAUUUUGCGUAUCAUUUGCCGUAAGUUAAAGAUCGGUGAUACGAUCGAUUACGGCGAGCUGGCUAAGCUUACGCCCGGAUAUGUUGGAGCCGAUUUGUUGGCACUUGCUACGCGUGCUGCUAAUAAUGCUAUCAAGCGGCUUUUCACCCAGCAGGAGUGGAAAAUGUUGGAAAAAGCGGCUCCAAGUGUGGACGAGGACGUAGUGGCCAUAGACGAUGAACCGGAAGAGGUGGUAAAUAUUGACGAUGAAAAAGAGGAUCAAAAGGAAGCAGAAAUUAAACCGUGCGAGGAAGCAGACAAAACGGACGCUCCCAAGACCAUCGAAAGCAACGGUGAGGAAACGAAAGUCGAAACCGAACCGGAUGUUGCUGUUGCCGAUUCGACACAAGUUACUGAACCGACGGCAGCUGAUGUUCCGCAGGAGAAGGUAACUCCAGAGAAGGAAUCUACCAGUGAGACGAAUGGCGAAAAGAUGGAUGUGGAUGCGGAACAAAUACCUACGGUUUCUACGGAAGCAACCAAUAAGAAAGAUGAAAAUAUGGCCACCGUCGAACAAGACCAUCAGAUGGAAGAUAAAACGAGCGAUAAUCAAACCGGAUCAGCCGAGACACCUACCGUGCAACCGGCCGUGGUUGAAUCAACGAUGGAAGAGGAUAGUGUUAUUGCGCCAAAAAUCACCCCACAGCAGGAACUCACCCUCGAGCAGAUGCUCGAAUUGCUGCUCAACCAACAGAAUGCGCUACCGAUGGAGGAUUUGGAAGGAUUAUGCAUCGAGCGGGAUGAUUUCAUGGAGUCACUGAAAACCGUACAACCGUCAGCGAAGCGCGAAGGUUUCAUCACCGUACCGGACGUAACGUGGAACGAUAUCGGCUCACUGGGUGACAUUCGGGAGGAACUAAAGCUAGCGAUAUUGGCACCGGUUAAGUUCCCGCAACGUUUAAAGCUGCUCGGACUAAACGCUCCGUCCGGUGUGUUACUCUGUGGACCUCCGGGUUGCGGUAAAACUCUCCUUGCCAAAGCGGUCGCCAAUGAGGCAGGCAUAAAUUUCAUCUCAGUCAAGGGACCGGAAUUGUUAAAUAUGUACGUUGGUGAAUCCGAACGGGCCGUACGGCAAUGUUUCCAGCGGGCUCGUAAUUCCGCACCGUGUGUGAUCUUUUUCGACGAGUUUGAUUCUCUCUGCCCGAAACGGUCGGAUACCGCUGAAAGUAGUGCGGGUUCGCGCGUUGUGAACCAACUGCUAACGGAGAUGGAUGGUAUCGAGGAGCGCAAGGGUGUGUUUUUGAUGGCUGCCACUAACCGACCGGACAUCGUCGAUCCGGCCGUACUACGCCCGGGCCGUUUGGAUAAGAUACUGUACGUGGGACUGCCGGCGCUGGAUGAUCGGGUGGAUAUAUUGCGUGCGCUGACAAAGAACCGCACCCAACCACCAUUGGCCGAGGAUGUGGAGUUUGAGAAGGUGGCCGAACUAACCGAUGGAUAUACCGGUGCCGAUUUGGCCGGGCUUGUACGGCAAGCUUCGCUCCAAACGCUUAAGGAUUCGAUCGUGACAAGCGGAGCUGAGGAGCGUGUGGAUGCGUCUGGCCAGCAACAGAAUGAAGCAGAGCUGUGCCCAAGCAGUUUGGUGGUUCGGUUCGAACAUUUCACGCAAGCGAUACGAAACACCAAACCAUCGGUUAAUGCAGAGGACAAAAAACAUUAUGAAAAGUUACGGCUCAAGUAUGGCGUAAAUUUGUUGGCUUAAAGUGACGGUAGGCCAACAGUUAAUGAAUUAUCACAACGCGACUGUAUAGAUUUAACGUAAUACUACACACAUGGAAGGCCAAAUUCGUGUUCCUUUUUUUAUGCGAUUGGUAUCAAAGUGAAAAAGGAGUCUGUUAGGAAUUUUUUAUCUCAUCCCGAAGGUGCGUACAGAAAGUUCAAGUUUAAUAACCGAUUGUCGUGCGCCCUGCCCUGGCCCAUGUGUAACCGUAUGAAUUACAAAUAAAAACAAGUGAUCGUACUGCCUAAGAACGGCCGAUUUGGA